AUGCUGGGAGAGAAGGCGCUACAGGGCAUCGCUGCUUACAAGUACAAGGCGGGAACGUACACUUACCUGGACAAUUUGCUAAAUCACUUCUGGACGUACUCAGUGCAAUUUAUCCCGAUAUGGAUGGCUCCGAAUCUUGUUACAAUGAUUGGUGCCGGCGUCAUGAUGCUCACGACGAUAGUGCAGCUGUACUAUGCGCCACAUUUUUCUGAGGUCUGCCCCACUUGGGUCUACGUCAUGUCGGCGUUAGGCCUUUUCUUCUACCAGACAAUGGAUGCCUUGGAUGGUAAGCAAGCACGCCGCACUAGCUCCUCCUCUCCGCUAGGUCAGCUCUUCGACCAUGGCUGUGACGCCGUGUGCACCAUAUUCAAUGUACUGAGCGCAGCUGCCACGUGUCAGGCUGGUGCUGGCCUGCGUCCGUAUCUUGCACUAUCGUCCGUGUCCAUUGCAUUCUACUUGGCGCAGUGGGAAGAAUACCAUACGGGUGUUAUGAGCUGCGGUAAUGGCUAUUUUGGCGUCACAGAAGGACAACUGACGCUGGUUGCGGUUCACCUUUCUGCAGCAAUUUUUGGCCCUAGCUUCUGGACGGCAGAGCUUCCAUUUACAAUGUCCUUCCACCUUACCAUGACGGAUGUACUUAUUGGUACACUAGUCGCGAGCAAUGUUCUUUUGGCCUACGGUAACAUCUCGAAUGUGCUGCGAACGGCUCCGGACGUGAUACCACGUAACGAGUUAGGCAACAAGCACAUUUCAAAAGAUCUUGCCAUCUUCCAGUUACUUCCGAUCGGCACUCUUCUAGCUCUAGGAUCGGUUUGGAUUUGCGGACCUGACGCAGAGUAUUAUGUUAACAAUCCGGUGAUGUAUUUAUUUCCGAUUGGUAUAGGCUAUGUGUAUUUCUCGACGCAAAUGAUCAUCAGCCACAUGUGCAAGAUCCCAUUCACUCCUCAGCUGCGCGUCAUUAUUCCAUUUGGAUUUAUGAUUUUUAAUGCAUACGGACCCGCUAUAGGAGUUACUACUAAAACGUUGAUUCCGACCAUUGUGGCUUCGUCGAUGUACGCUGUCUUUAUCGUGUCGGUGUACCUGCACUUUGUCUUCAGUGUCGUGAAAGAUAUAUGCGAUUUCCUCGAAAUAUUUCUUUUUAAGAUUACUCCGGUCACAAAGGAAUCCGAGAAGACGAAAUAG
Messenger RNA from Plasmopara halstedii, 1182 nucleotides. RefSeq names its product cdp-alcohol phosphatidyltransferase. Lineage: Eukaryota; Oomycota; Peronosporomycetes; Peronosporales; Peronosporaceae. Gene Ontology annotation, cellular component: membrane. Gene Ontology annotation, biological process: phospholipid biosynthetic process. Gene Ontology annotation, molecular function: phosphotransferase activity, for other substituted phosphate groups. The transcript has 4 exons. The record is from RefSeq and is a predicted model, not a curated record. The coding region runs from base 1 to 1182 and encodes 393 amino acids.